Molecule: messenger RNA, 2410 nt
Organism: Paramormyrops kingsleyae
Lineage: Eukaryota; Metazoa; Chordata; Actinopteri; Osteoglossiformes; Mormyridae
Product: dr1-associated corepressor-like
Biological process (GO): transcription by RNA polymerase II
Cellular component (GO): nucleus; negative cofactor 2 complex
Molecular function (GO): core promoter sequence-specific DNA binding; protein heterodimerization activity; RNA polymerase II general transcription initiation factor activity
Source: RefSeq, a predicted model, not a curated record
CCGAGACUGGCCGAAACUUUCCGAAACUGCCCGAGAGGAGGCACUGCUGCUCGCGCUGGGCCGUGCGAUAAGGGAAAGGGCUAUUACAAGAAAUCGUCGAUACUGGUGGGGAAUUUUAUUAUUAUUAUUUUAAAGGAAAUAUCAUGCCCAGUAAAAAAAAGAAAUACAACGCCAGGUUCCCCCCGGCCAGGAUAAAGAAGAUCAUGCAGACGGAUGAAGAGAUAGGGAAAGUGGCGGCAGCAGUUCCAGUUAUAAUCUCACGUGCUCUAGAGCUGUUUUUGGAGUCCCUUCUGACAAAAGCCUGCCAAGUGACACAGUCCCGAAACGCGAAGACCAUGACCACGUCACACCUAAAGCAGUGCAUUGAACUCGAGCAGCAGUUUGACUUCCUAAAGGACCUGGUGGCGGCGGUUCCCGACAUGCAGGGCGAGGCCGAGGAUAACCACGCGGAAGGAGGGGAGAAGGUGUCGCGCAGAGGGCGCAAGCCAGGUUCUGGGAGGAAGAACGGGGGUGCCGGCACCAAAGGAAAGGACAAGAAGCAGUCAGGGACUGAGUCCGAGCAGGAGGAGGACUCUGAAGAGAGCGAGACGGAGGAGGAGGAGGAGGAGGACGGGUCCCGGUCCGGCGCCAGCCUGGCGGCGGUGGCUCAGUUCCAGGGCCUGAAAAUGCCCCCCCAGUACCUCCAGCCGGGGGCGCCCUUGGGCUCCUUCGUUCCGUCACCCUCGCUGCUGAGCUCGGCGCACCCUCCGCCCGCCCCACCGCCACACGACGACGACGAAGACGACGAAGACUAUGACUCCUAGCUCCCCCCUUUUUUGGUUUUUACCUUUUUGUUUCAUUUUUAUUGGGUUGGAGUGAGGGAGGGGGCCGAAACUAGCCUUUCUGCAAGGGGACAUUCGGAAAGUGUUAACGUCAGCGACAAGGGUAGCAAUCUGGCUAUUAUACGUUUUACCAUUCUCUUUUUUAGUACAGAUCUUAUGUCUGUCUUUUUUUGUAAACUUUUUAUUUGGAUGGUCCGUACCUUCCACUGUCAUGGUGUUAAAAUGGGCUCUAGCAGAGAUACCAAACUACAGGGCCCCCUUGUGGACAACUUUUGAAAUGAAAAUUGCACUCCAGCAAAUGAGCUGAGCCUGCGGGGGUCUGAAAUCUCGCAGGCUGCUGAUUUACUCAAGAGCACCUCAGUGUUUUUUGAGUCGACUUUCAGAAUCUAGAUUUUUUUUUUUUUUAAUAGAUAAGAGCACAAAUACUUUUUAUUUGAGAGUUCAGUUCUUACGCAUAUUUUGAUUGUGAAUGGCGCUGCUGGUGGUUAUGGGAUAGGACUGUGUAGCUACUGGUGUGUAGUGCAGGGGGAUUGGGGGAGGUGUAAGGGUUAAGCAGUGUACAGUGGGGGGGGGGGGGGGUGUAGCCAUGACCACAGACUUGUUUUGACUCUGUACAGUUCACACAGAGAGGCUGGGGGAGCGGAGAGUUUUAAUUGUAUAAAUGCUUUGUAUUCCUGUCGCAAAGAUUCCCUUUUAUUUAAUUUUUACUCGUGACCUUUGACACAGUAUUUUCCCUAGUUUGUAUUUUAUGCUGGAGCUGACUGUAGUGGGAAUAUGAGAGCUUGUCACCCGCGCAGUGUGAUGCGUAUGCAGCAUCUCCAGUGUUCUAACCCCUUGCAAGCAUGGAUUCACGCAUCUUUGACUGAGGUCUGCAAAUUGUGCACUGGCUCUGUCUGCAAACAUCCCGUUUAAUCACCCACUCUCCCCUCCUCCUCAGUGGUCUGUUCUUUUUGUUAUAAGGAUGGUAGUCACUACGUCACUCUCCCUGUCCUAAGGGGAAACUGCAGUAUUGAUGUUGGGAUAUUUAAGCCCGGGUUGAUGUGUAAUCAUUCAUCAUGCUCAUUGAAGUGGACACCUUCUCCCUUACAGCUCUGCACUGGACGUGUUCGCUCGUCUGUCUCCGUUCUGGCUUCUCUUGUGAAUGAAAUGCCAGUGUGACAUUAAAUAACCUCGUGCUGUGCACAUCUGCAGUAACCGUGUCCAAGUUUUGGAGUCGUAGUUACUCUAAUGGGGGAAAAAAGGGAAUUUAAUGCUAGCAUUCAGUUUUAUUCGUUUUUUUGUGUUUUGAUUUUGAUUAAAAAUGGGCAAAAUCAGAAUGACUCUUUGUUUUCGUAAUAUUUAAUAGAUCAGGAUCAUAGUUUGGUUCCCCCCUCCCUCCAACUUUGACCUUUGAUAGAAAAAGCUUUUCUUUUAAACUGUUUUAAUGUAUUCAGUGAGAAAAUGUGGAUCAGAAAUGAGGGCCAAUGUUGGAAAAUAACUCAUUUUUGUGUCACAUCUCAGUGUUUAGAAAGGCAACAAAAUGCUGUAUUGUAAACUUUUAACAUUUUUUUUUUAUUUUGUAUGAGUGAAAUAAACUUCAGGUUUCCGUA